AAAACUUGUUUCUUAAUGGUUUAAAUUUUCAGAUAAUUCCUCCGGAUAUUGAUUGUGAAAUCAUCAAUUAAUCAAUCAUGGGAUGUGAUGGAGGAACUAUACCGACGAGGGACGAGCUGGUCAAACUCAAGAAGAAACCAGAACAAAGGGACAAGGACGGACACAGACUCUACAAAUGGCAGCACUGUGCUAUAACCCAGGAACCUCUGAGGAAACCUAUUGUUGCUUGUGAGCUAGGUAGACUUUAUAACAAGGAAUCUAUAAUAGAACUAUUACUGAACAAAGAGAGGAUCAACGCCCCCGCAAAUACUGAACAUAUUGAGAAGUUGAAGGAUGUGGUUGAGCUUCAGCUAACACCAAACCCUGCAUUUGACGCCAAAAAGUUAAGCGUCGGGGAUGGAAUGUACAACGACGCACUUAUCUCUCCGUGGAUUUGUCCAAUCACAGGGACAGAGAGCGUUAUUUCGAGUUACCCUCAAGUCAAGGUUGGCAAAGUCCUAUUCACAACGGAUGAUGUUUAUGCUCUUGUUAAGAAGAAGGGUAUGUUUGUUGCGACUCAGAGAACUGAGGUUGUUGCAGAGCGUGCUAUCAAGGUUCUACAGAAGGAUGUUGCUGAAGCACCUUUCUACAAGGAGGAGGAUCUUGUGACAAUAAGCCCAGAAGAAGAGGAACUAGACCGAAUGAGCUCUAAGAUGAAUGCCCGACGAGCCCUGAUUAAGGCGGCUAAAAAGGCGGCUAAGGAAGCUAAAAAAUGUAAGACGGAGUCUAAGACCGAGUUUAAGGUUCCCAACUCAUCUAGCGGCGAAUCUUCCAACGGAAAAUCCUCCGACGAAGAACCGCCGUUGAAGAAAGCCAAGGCGGAUGAGGUUUCCGCCUUCAAGAACCAGAAGAAGACUACAGAUCUGAGCAAGAUCAAAUCUAAACCGAAGUCCGUGCAGGAUGAUCCGAAUAGCAGCGAGGUUUACAAAAAACUGUUCUCGACGCAUAAAUCUGCGCAGAAUCUACCGAAAGGAAACUGGGUCACCUUUGAUCCAAGAUACAAUUAAUUGCGUUCUAUUGUCCAGUUUGUCACAUUUUGGGAUGCUUAGGAGGAAAGGGGUUGGGAGGGUUGAAAUUUCAACAUUUUCAAAUUGAAUUGAUGUUUUCAACAUUAAUUUUUAUAAUUUACUAACAUUCAUUUCCCCUCUUGCAACCAAAAAACGUAAAUUUUUGCUUAAAUUGUUAAAAAUGUGAUAUUGCAGA
This is a messenger RNA of Eurytemora carolleeae, 1242 nucleotides long. Its product is annotated as protein RTF2 homolog. Gene Ontology annotation, biological process: site-specific DNA replication termination at RTS1 barrier; mitotic DNA replication termination. Gene Ontology annotation, cellular component: nucleus. The record is from RefSeq and is a predicted model, not a curated record. The transcript has 9 exons. Lineage: Eukaryota; Metazoa; Arthropoda; Copepoda; Calanoida; Temoridae. Bases 78 to 1046 code for a protein of 322 amino acids.